UUAAGUUGUCACUAGAGGCACAAGCAGUACAACCAUCACCAUGUGCUCGCGCGGAGAUAGAGCUUGACCGCAUUUUGCGUAGAAUGAAUGACUCCUCAUAAGAGGCGUGGUAAGGUAGGCUGCUCACUAGGCCCUGUUCCGAGUAUCUUUUGACUUUUCACCUCAACACUCAAUUGAAUGUCACUCGUGUUGGCCUUCUUGUCACUACCAACAUAGAAGCCAUCAUGUCGAUUUUACCUGCAGACUCGUCGUCCUCGACGCUUUCAACUGAUGCCAACGAGGCCAAUGACGUGGAGAGCCAGAAGGCCCCUUCUCACCAAAAGCUAUCCCAUUGGCGUAUGGUUCUGAGUCCAGCAGGGAUUACCGAUGAUGUCGUCAACUAUCAAUAUAAAGGAUCUGGAACGACCGAAGAUCCAUUUCUGGUCGAAUUUAUUCCUUUCGACCAGCGAAAUCCGAUGGAAUGGCCCGAUUGGAAGAAAUGGGCAAUUACUCUGACUGUCGCCUUUGCAACUCUAGCAGUCUCUCUGGUCGCCUCUGCCUAUUCUGCGGCGAUACCACAGAUCAUGAAGGAGUUCGGCUGUAGCGAGGAAAUUGCAACCUUGGGUACAUCCUUCUUUGUCUUGGGGUUCUGCUUUGGUCCUACCAUUUGGGGACCUCUCUCAGAACUGUACGGACGACAAGUCCUCUUCUUCGGAACAUUCGCCAUCAUUACGGCCUUCAAUGGUGCCGCUGUUGGUGCGCAUUCUAUCGCGACGUUGACAGUCUUCCGCUUCAUCGCAGGAACGUUCGGUUCCUCACCGCUGACGAAUGCCGGAGGUGUCAUAGCAGACAUGUUCCCAGCCAGUCAACGUGGUCUGGGAUUGACCGUUUUCGCGGCCGCUCCCUUUCUAGGACCCUCUCUUGGCCCGAUCGUGGGAGGGUUCAUUGCCGAGACUGUUGGUUGGCGCUGGGUUGAAGGCGUCAUGGCGUUAUACUGUGGCUCCUUUUGGAUCAUCGCUUCAUUCGCGGUUCCUGAGACGUACGCACCUGUAAUUCUGGGACGACGAGCCAAAGAACUCAGCAAACGCACUGGCAAGGUCUACGCAUCUGUCAUCGAACACCGUCAGGGCAAGGUCACACCGGCUGCGGCGUUCCAAAAGGCUCUCGUCCGCCCCUGGGCUCUUUUGUUCCUCGAACCCAUUGUCUUGCUCAUCUCGGUAUGGAUGGCUAUACUCUACGGGACGUUAUUCAUGCUCUUCGGUGCAUUCCCCAUCGUCUUCGCCGAACAACGUGGAUGGUCACAGGGGAUCAGCGGCCUGGCUUUCCUCGGAAUCACAUGUGGCCAGAUUUGCGGGACAAUCUACUGCAUCAACGACAACAAUCGUUAUAAGCGCUUGGAAAAGAAGUAUAACGGCGAAGCCCCACCUGAAGUCCGACUGCCUCCCGCUCGAAUUGCUGCCGUUGUCAUACCGUUGGGAAUGUUCAUUUUCGCGUGGACAAACUACCCUCAUAUCCACUGGAUAGUGUGCAUCAUCUUCACGGCUCCGUUUGGCUUUGGCACGGUCCUUGCUUUCCUUGCUGGAAUCAACUACCUCAUCGAUGCUUACACGAUCUACGCCGCGAGUGUACUGGCAGCGAGUGCAGUGCUUCGAGCCCUGUUUGCAGCAGUUUUCCCUCUCUUCACGACGUAUAUGUUCGAUAACCUGGGCAUCCAUCUUGCUAGUACAAUCCCUGCGAUCCUCGCUGCAGCGUGUACACCUUUUCCGUUCAUCUUCUACAAAUACGGCAAGUCGAUCCGGAUGAAGUGUAAAUAUGCCGCGCACGCCCACGAGGUCAUGUCUCAAAUCAGGGCGAGGCAAAAGGCCGUCCAGGAGGAGGAGGAGCGUGAAAAUGAAGAAGAGAAGUUGGCACAGGAUGAAGCCAGAAUGAGUUCCGACAAGGCAGCAGGCCAGAAAGCGACAUCAAUGGACGAGAAGGAGCAAGAGUAGUGCAAGUUUGCAAGCCUUUGAUUCUGAGCGGAUUUGCAUAGCGUUGGGACUGGAUAUGAUUUGUAUCCAAUUUGGUAUCAUAAGUCAUGACAGCAUGUAUAGACAAAUUAGAUUGGAUGAUUGGUCGAUUGGACUGAGUGGAAGUUGGGGACGGAUUACGUCUAGAUAAUGAGUAGGUAGGUAAUAUGUGACGAGGGAAAAAGUACACACAAAUCCGAGAUGAAUAUACGAAAUAACCAAAUUCA
Exophiala oligosperma is the source of this 2212-nucleotide messenger RNA. RefSeq lists its product as uncharacterized. Gene Ontology annotation, molecular function: transmembrane transporter activity. The transcript has a single exon. Gene Ontology annotation, biological process: transmembrane transport. Bases 225 to 1967 code for a protein of 580 amino acids. The record is from RefSeq and is a predicted model, not a curated record. Lineage: Eukaryota; Fungi; Ascomycota; Eurotiomycetes; Chaetothyriales; Herpotrichiellaceae.